Fundulus heteroclitus (mummichog) is the source of this 3093-nucleotide messenger RNA. RefSeq names its product SPARC-like 1 (gene sparcl1). NCBI's taxonomy places the organism in Eukaryota, Metazoa, Chordata, Actinopteri, Cyprinodontiformes, Fundulidae. Gene Ontology annotation, molecular function: calcium ion binding; protein binding; collagen binding. The coding region runs from base 141 to 2108 and encodes 655 amino acids. The record is from RefSeq and is a predicted model, not a curated record. The transcript is spliced from 11 exons. Gene Ontology annotation, biological process: anatomical structure development.
UCUGUGUGUGGUUCAUUUCAGCUUGCGUGGACAGUGAAUGGAGCGUUGAAUACGAAAGGACAUCUUCACGGGUUCAACAUCAGCACGUUCUGGUGUUUUUUGCAGGACUCUCGUUUGUCUUGUCACUGCCAGAAGCAGAUAUGAGGCUCUGCUUGGUGUUCGUUUUCUUACUAGGUGCAACAUUUGCUCCAUGUGUUAAAGGCAAAUCUCAUGGAAGACGUCAAGGAAUGCAGAAGACCUCGCACUCAGCCAAAGAAAAGGAUGUCGUCACAGUGGAGGACAAUCUGCCACAGGUCUUCCCCACUUUGGUCACAUUUGAGGCCAGCAGCCGGGAAAAGGAAGACGAGGAAGUGAGUUCUGGGGAUAAUACUAAUGCCAAAAAAUGGGAUAAAGAGGUGACAGAAGAACAAGAAAAAGCCCCUGCAGUCUUAUUAAGUGAAGAGGAACUGGCAGACCUUUUGGAAAAGGAGGCGGAGGAAGAUGAAGAAGCAGAAGCAGAAGCAAGAGAGGAUGAGGAUGAUGGCAUGAAACUGGCAGUUACUGAGGGUCAGGUCACUUUAAAUGAUGACAAGGAGCCAGAUGACAGUUUGGAAACAGAGAAAAAGAAAACACAUAAGGAAGAAAAGAGGGAUGACGCUGAGGAAGAAGGUGGCAAAGUGGAGGACAAGGUGGAAAGACCUGUCCCCAAACUGACUGAAUGGGACGUGCCGGUGGGAUUGCUGGGGGAAACAGAGGGUAGCACAGAAUCAGAACUUUCAUCUGAUCUGGAUUACGCUGCUGAUAGUGGAAUACUAAUACCUGUUCAGGUAGAUCUUAACACAUCAACUGAAAACCAAGAGUCUCCUUCAGAAAAGGAUCUCCAAGAUCAGAAAAAGGAGGAGGUGGGCCAGAAAGAAUUGUUCAUGCAAGACAUGCAAUCUCCUGAGGCAGGAGACGGGGAAGAAGUGGCUGAACAGAACAAGGAUCCGACAGCCAAAUCAAAAGAAAAGCAGCCCAGCGAGAAAGAACCAGAGGCAGCCGUGGACGGUCGAGAAUUAAAGAGCAGCGGCGUGCUUAAAUCUGGUUCACGGCGGCCUGAAAGGGAAGAAGAGAUGGGCAAGAAUGAGAGUGGAGCUUUCACUAAGAGAAAGACAAGAAAGCAAAAGAAAAACAAGAGAGCCAGGAAGCACUCUCCUCAGAGGAACGAAACCCAUCCUGCACAAGAUCAGAGCCAACUGGACCGUCAGGAGUCUGAAGGCAGCAGCACCGAGAAUGUGGUUCACAAAGCAAAGAGGAAACGGACUGGAAAAUGGGGUCCUUUAGUGGGAGUGAAUCCAGUGCAGAUCAGAGCCGGAGUGGAUUUGUACCCUAGGUCCAGAUCCUCUUUUAGUGGGGACCUACACCUUUCAGAAACUCCACCAGAUCCGUGUGACAAUUUCCGCUGCAAGCGUGGAAAAACAUGCAAACUGAAUGCGGAUGGUAAACCUGGAUGUGUGUGUCAAGAGCCACUAGAGUGCCCGCCCAGCGUGAAUACAUUUGAACAGGUUUGUGGGACAGACAACAAAACGUAUGAUACGACCUGCGAGCUCUUUGCUACCAAAUGCAAACUGGAGGGCACAAAGAGAGGCAACAAGCUUCAUCUGGACUACACUGGCCCAUGCAAAUUAAUACCGCCGUGUGUGAAGAACGAACUGGUCCAGUUUCCUCUGCGGAUGAGGGAUUGGCUGAAAAAUGUGCUUCUGCAGCUCUAUGAGCAUGACUCCACAUCACCGGGCUUCCUCACCCCAAAACAGCGUUUCAGAGUGAAGAAAAUCUCUGAGAAUGAGCGGCGCCUUCAGGCUGGAAAUCACUCUGUUGAGCUUCUGGCACUGGACUUUGAAAAGAACUACAACAUGUACAUCUAUCCGGUGCACUGGCAGUUUGCUCAGCUGGAUCAGCAUCCCUCUGACAGGGUCCUGUCCCACUCAGAGCUGGCCCCACUCAGGGUCCCCCUGGUGCCGAUGGAGCACUGCACCUCUCUCUUCUUCCGGGAGUGCGACGCUGACAAGGACAAACAAGUUACCUUGAAAGAGUGGACCUCCUGCUUUGGCAUCAAAGAUGAGGAUAUGGACGUCAACCUGCUUUUCUGAGCUUCAUCUCUGCUCUCCUCUGCCGCACAUGCUUUUGGAAACUUUAAAAGGAAACUUCCACGCAUCACUUUAACUUUUGAUAUCCUGUUUAUCAUGAGGUUAAAGGAAUAAAACGGUCUGUAACCCCAACCCUUCCCUGCUUUAAAAGCAAGCAUUUAUGAUUAUUGCUGUUGUUGGGCUAGGUUUGGUCAUUUAAAUUGGGAAUUUGUCACUUGGAAAACUCUUUCUGAGAGGAUUAGGUUUGUGUUCAACUGGCAUACUUCAGAAAAUGUUUUCUAAUCAAUUCCACACGGGGGUAAAGUUGACUUAUUAACAGAGGAGACUUUGUACAGUAUGUGAUGCUGGGUUUAAAAUAACAUGCGUAGAGAUAUUCAGAGUAGAAUCAAUAACUCAAAUAACUAAAAGUUAGUGUUUCCUCAAACCAUUGCUUUGUAAUACUACUGUGAAUGUGUAACCGUUUCACUGAACCUGGUAGUGAAUGUGGUAAAUGUCUUGUGAUUUUAAGUAAAAGCUGAAUUGGCUGCAAAAAAGAAAAAAAAAGAAAAAGAAAAAAAAAAUCACAAAAAGAUAUAGAAUAUUUUUGUGUAUCCUGUCAUUAUUAAAAAAUAAAAAAGACCUGUGUUCCUCAGUUGUCCAGAAAUAAAGUUGUUUUCACACUUGGGUGGCACCAGUUUAUACUUUUAUCUUUGGACGAUUUCUAUUCAGACACACAAGAUGCUUCGACUCGCGGGAGACAUUUACAACCACAGCAAAACAAAAUGCCGCAGUCAGUUUUCCAGUUUCUCUUGCUAUUUUAUGUUAAAUCGUUGUUUAACUUACCAAAUGAUGCACCCAUAACAAACCGACUUAUCUACUCCAUGUACUUAUCAUAUAAGGUAUUAGCGGACAGAAUAGAGUAAUGAUAAGCUCUGUUUGAGUCCUUUUACACACAUUUUUUCCUCGGUGGGAUUUACUUGUAUUUUGUAUCGUUGAAUCAAAGUCUUGG